GCUUGACACACAGCAGCGCUGAGUGCAGCCUGCCUUGCCAGGGUCGGAACCGAAGCUCAAGACAAGAGCAGGAGAAGCGAAACAUCUGGCCACCCAUCAUGAAAGAACAACGGGGUUAAAAAGAUAAUUCGACAAAGUUUAGAGGGAACAAAUGUUAUGAAGGAAGAAUGGAGUUCCCGGACCAUAGCCGCCAGUUGCUGCAAUGUCUGAGUCAGCAGCGUCACCAAGGUUUCCUCUGUGACUGCACUGUUCUUGUCGGAGAGGCUCGAUUCAAAGCACACAGGGCAGUGCUGGCCUCCUGCAGCAUGUACUUCCAUCUCUUCUACAGGGACGAGCUAGACAAAAGGGACGUUGUGCAUCUCAACAGUGACAUUGUGACAGCCCCGGCUUUCAGUCUGCUCCUUGAAUUUAUGUAUGAGGGAAAGUUGGAGUUCAGCACUCUGCCUGUGGAGGAUGUGUUGGCAGCGGCGAGUUACCUCCACAUGUACGACAUCGUCAAAGUGUGUAAAGGCAAGCUCAAAGAUAAGGAGCUGCUGUGCCUAGAGGAGAAAAUGGGCGAGGGCCUGGGCCUGAGCUGUCUGGACAGAGAGAACUCCUCAGACAGUGAGCUGCACAGUAAGCAGCUCGUGCGGCGACAGAUACAUGCUCUGUCUCAGGGGGCUCUGAGGGCACCCCCAGCACAAGACUUUGACAUGGACAACGGCGAAGUCAAGCUGCCUGUCACUGACUGUGACAGGUCUACACAGGGCAAGCAGAAGGCAAACGGUCACUCUGGCAGGUCCCCGGAUCUUGUAGGUGUCAAUUAUGUGUCAGCAGAGGCCGAGCCCUGCCACCCAACAGCUGGAAAAACAAAAGCUGAUGUCAGUAGUUCCACCGUAUCGCUGUCCCAGAGGUCCCGGGCUUCAAAUGACAUGGACUGUGCACUGGAUUUGUCUCUCAAGCCUCUGUCUAGCAAAGAUCCCUUACACCCCUCCUACGUCUCGGGACAGCUGGCCCUCGACAGCCAGCAGCAGGGCACUGAGCCACUUGUUAAAGACGAACACGACUUGCUGUCAGAGCAGGAGGACAGUGAGCCCAUGAGCCCUGAGAGCCAGCGCUUUGGGAAUAGUGCCAGGAGCUCGGUGGUGACAGGGUUCGCUGCCCUCUUCCCAGGCAACAACGGCUCCACGGCCGUCCUGCUCUCCCAGGAGGAGGACCUGAUGGACGACGAGGGGGAGGCGUGUGGGGGGAGAGGGGCCCCGGGCCGCGAGCUGGAGGAGAGGAGGGGCCGACUGUUGGGAGACAGUGAGGAGGAAGAAGAGGAUGACCUGGCCUCUUCUGACAUCUCCACUUCCAGCGGGGUGCUUUUGCCACCGGGCCAACAGGUGUGUGUGUGUCCACUGUGCAGCAAAGUGUUCCCCAGCCCCCAUGUGCUGCAACUGCACCUCAGCUCCCACUUCCGCGAAAAGGACGGGCCUCGCUCCAAGCUCUCCCCCGACGGCUCUGUCCCCACCUGCAUGCAGUGUAACAAGACCUUCUCCUGCAUGUACACGCUCAAGCGGCACGAGCGCACCCACUCUGGCGAGAAGCCCUACACCUGUGGCCAGUGUGGGAAGAGCUUCCAGUACUCCCAUAACUUGAGUCGGCACGCAGUGGUGCACACACGCGAGAAGCCCCACGCCUGCAAAUGGUGUGAGCGCCGCUUCACACAGUCCGGGGACUUGUACCGCCACAUCAGGAAGUUUCAUUGUGGCCUUGUUAAAACUCUUGCCAUUGGAUAAAUGCCUCUCUCUAGUGCCAUGACAAAAGCCUCUUCAUAUGGUCAAUACUACUGAACAACUAUCGCAGCAUACUUACAGUUUACUGGAUCAUAUUAAAGAUGUAGCAACCCUAAAGAUUCCCUGCUGAACUGUGUCAUGAUGGCACUAGUGGUCAGAGGGCGCACAGACUGUUAUGAACAACAUGGGUGCUGUGAAAUUCAGAGCUGGAUUCAUGUCUGUGUUGAACAAAUCAGACGAUGCACUUGUUUGUCUUGUUGGUGUCAAUCUGUUGAGCUUAUCUAAGUUUAUUUGUAAAAAGGAAGGCAUCCUUAUUGUAAUAGUUGGAUGUGAUAAUAACACUGUAGGUUAAUGCAAUCGUCACAGUAAGACUUCAUGUUUAUGGGAGAUUUUACCGUCCACAAGUAGCAAUAUGAUUUUUGACUCCAGCAUUAUUUUAUUAAUAAUAUUAUUAUUAUUAUUUAUUUAUUUUUCAAACUGUUCUAAGAAAAUUCAAAUCGCUUGGCAGCAAAACUUAUGAAGUCCGACCACUGGAAAAAAACUGAAGGAUUUUGUUUUUUGAAUUAUGGGAAUUGAAUGAAGUAAGAUGCGUAUUUAAGGUUUUAAUAAGAAAUAAUUUCCCCUUUUAAAGCUUUUUAGUUGCUCCUGCAUUUUGCUGAAAUGGUUUUCUACUCAUCAAAAGCUAUUUCAUUAUAAGAAGGAUAAUGUCUGCUAAUACUGGCGCCUACACAUCCACCUAGAGUACUUACUUCAAUGACUGCUUAUCAAAUUUAAUAUGAACCAGGAGGAGUUAACUGUCUCCUCUGGAGUGCCAAUUGACCUUUAAGUGUCUUUGAGAAUUUUAAGAAUGUAUGAAUAAGUCAGAAUUGUAUUAAAUGCUUCCAGGUUAAGUGGCCUUGUCCUGGUGUGGCACCAGUUUUAUUUAGAACGAGCCCAAGAGACUAAAACUGAUGGAUUAUGCGCUGUCCCAAGAAAUUAAAGCUAUGCUCCAAGUGCCAUAGAAUAUUUGAAAUCUAUAUUUUUUCCUUUGAAUUAACCCUUAAAUAAAUUCUAGCUGAAUAUGUUAAGUGACUACUGAUAAAGUGGGCGUCUUUGCUGAUGCUGCCGGUGAGAGACUCUUGUGCUAGGUGAUUUUCGGAUGCUGUGUGGAUUCUUCCUGGUGUGUAGCACUAAGUGUUUGAAAUGUGUCUAAUCUUCCUGAGAACACUUGAUCAGAAUUUAUUUAUUAGUUUGACUUGGUUCAGGGUUUACUCUUAGUCUAGUUCUUAUUUCUUUGAAAGACAAUGCGUCUUGACCGCUAACUUGGUACUCAUUAACUGGUAUUGGGGCUGUCUAUUUUCUCUGUGCAAAUCCAGUUACUGUAUUUUAAUAUGCUGUGUAGAAAACCCUUGAGAGAAUGGGAGCUUUUUCACACAGGACAUAGAGAAGCACUUGUUUUUAGCAUGCAUAUAGUUUCAACACUAUUGCCUAGGCUGCUAUUUCGUACAAUUUGUAUAUUUAAUGUAAAUAUAUAUUCUUUAUUUAUGGAGCUGUUUGUUUUCCAUGUUACAACAACAUGUACGAUGUCUUCUUCGGAGACUGCAGUUUUCUUAAUGUGUCUUCCCAGCUUUUUUCUGUUUCUGUAAAAUUUGAACGUAGUCACCGUCACUACAAAUCAAAAGAACGAGCACUGUUCUGUCACAGGAAACAGUUGUUCACAAGCACAGCCACACCGAUCGCCACUGGAUACCUAUAGAACUGGGACAAUACGGGCCAUUGUUGCCACCACCCCCCCUCAAAGUCCCAGGUAGUUCUCAAGGGAUCAUUGUGUAUCACUUCUGCUGUAGCUGUAGGGGUAGAAAAAAAAAGAAAGAAGAAAUGCUCUCCCUCUCUCUUUGCACUUUUCUUUAUUGAAUGGAGACAUUGGAAUGUGAGAAAUGUAUUUAAGCAAAGGGAGACCAAGGAGACUGUAAACAGGUGUAUUGUUCGAAAGCAUCAAAGAACAGCCCCCGCCCCUCCUCUAUUAUUCAAGCAUGACGGAGAUAAACUUGCAUUGUUUCUACAGAGAUGACAUACAUUACCUUGCACAUUCAUCUAGACAGAGAGUUUUCAAUGCUUCUUGUUUUUGUAAUU
Boleophthalmus pectinirostris (great blue-spotted mudskipper) is the source of this 3869-nucleotide messenger RNA. It is a transcript of the gene zbtb42, whose product is annotated as zinc finger and BTB domain containing 42. Gene Ontology annotation, cellular component: nucleus. Lineage: Eukaryota; Metazoa; Chordata; Actinopteri; Gobiiformes; Gobiidae. The record is from RefSeq and is a predicted model, not a curated record. The transcript is spliced from 2 exons. The coding region runs from base 168 to 1760 and encodes 530 amino acids. Gene Ontology annotation, biological process: regulation of transcription by RNA polymerase II. Gene Ontology annotation, molecular function: RNA polymerase II cis-regulatory region sequence-specific DNA binding; protein binding; DNA-binding transcription factor activity, RNA polymerase II-specific.